This is a messenger RNA of Saccharomycodes ludwigii, 2418 nucleotides long. RefSeq names its product Elongator subunit ELP2 (gene ELP2). Gene Ontology annotation, cellular component: elongator holoenzyme complex. Lineage: Eukaryota; Fungi; Ascomycota; Saccharomycetes; Saccharomycodales; Saccharomycodaceae. The transcript has a single exon. The record is from RefSeq and is a predicted model, not a curated record. Gene Ontology annotation, biological process: tRNA wobble uridine modification. Gene Ontology annotation, molecular function: protein binding. Bases 1 to 2418 code for a protein of 805 amino acids.
AUGUCAGUAACCUCUGAAGCUAUAUUUAUUGGUGCAAACCAUCAAAGUCAAAUUAGUGAUUACAACAAAGCAAGAGGUAUUGUUGCAUAUGGCGCUGGCUCAAUUAUUGCCUUAUGGAAACCAUUAGAAGCAUCUCUCAAAGGUGUUUUUUUAACAUUAAAAGGCCAUACAUCUUUGAUUACAUGUGUUAGAUUUAUCUCCAAUAACAUUUUAAUUUCUGCUUGUGAAGAUAAACUAAUCAAAAUUUGGAAGUUCGACGAAACUAAUGACCAUGUCCAAUGCUGUCAAACCAUUGAUCAUUAUCAACACUCAAUCACAUGUUUAACUACAUCACGCUCACUGGGUAACAUUUUUGUUACUGGCUCUACCGAUGGUAGUUUAUCUAUUUGGACUUUAAAUAAGGAAUCAACUUUGUUUGAAUUGAAGCAUGAGUUUACCGUUAAAAGGGGCGUAUUCCCGCUAACUGUUUCAUUGCAAACCAUUUCAGAGCAAGACACAGAAGAGAAUCUUCCAUUUAUAUUAGCUGUUGGCGGUACCAGCGUUAAUUUGUUUAUUUAUUCUUUUGAAUUAAAUACUUCUACCCAAGAGCUUUCAGAUUUUAAACAGGCAGCUGUUAUGGAAGGCCACGAAGAUUGGAUUAAAAGCUUAGAUAUUCGUAAAAAUGGACCAGGCAGUUAUUUGUUAGCAAGCGGAUCUCAAGAUAGAUAUAUACGAUUAUGGAAGCUAUCCGUUAAUGAAGAGGAAAGGGAAUCACCUGGGAAAUUGACAUUGUUGAGUAAUAAAAAAUAUAUGUUCGAAAUUGGGGAAAGCACUAAAGUUACUUUCAAUUUUGAAGCACUAAUUAUGGGCCACGAUGACUGGGUUUCCUCCAUCCAGUGGCAUGAAUCAAAAUUACAGUUACUAGCUUGUACUGCUGAUACCGCUGUAAUGGUUUGGGAACCCGAUGAAUUGUCUGGCGUUUGGAUUUGCAGUUCCAGAUUGGGCGAGCUUUCAUCUAAGGGAGCCUCCACAGCUACCGGUUCUGUUGGUGGGUUCUGGUCAUGUCUAUGGUUUACCAAUGAAUCUAACGAAUAUAUCUUAACCAAUGGGAAGACUGGAUCUUUUAGGAUGUGGUCUCGUAGUGCUUUUGAUGGCGAGGACCGUUUUAAAUCUGAUAAUGAUUGGAUACCACGACUAGGUAUAACCGGUUCAACAAAACCUGUUACUGAUGUAGCUUGGUCUUCAAAUGGCUAUUUAUUAUCAACGUCUUUAGACCAAACCACAAGGUUAUUUAGUAAAUGGAUUUACAAUGCAGAUGGUUCCGAAAGAAAGUAUCCGGACUCCUGGUUUGAAUUUGCGAGACCCCAAAUCCAUGGAUACGAUAUGAUCUGCGUAGAACCCAUUUCAGACACAAGGUUUGUUAGCGCUGGUGACGAAAAGAUUUUAAGGUCUUUUGAUGAACCAAGGGGCGUUGCCCAACUUUUGGAUAAAUUUUCAGGUUUAAGAAGCAACGAAGAAAUCAUGCCAGAAUCUGCAUCUUUGCCCGUUUUAGGGUUGUCCAACAAAGCUGUUACUGACGAUCCCGAUUCCUCCUUAACAGACUUGGAUCCCAAUGAAAUGGAAACCGAUGAUAAUAAAAACAUUAGCUAUGCUAUUUUAUCUGAACUACAAUCACCACCACUAGAGGAUCAACUACAAAGACACACGUUGUGGCCAGAGAUUGAAAAGCUUUAUGGACAUGGUUAUGAAAUUGUCUGUGCAGACGUUAGCCCAGAUAAAAAAUUAAUAGGGUCUGCUUGUAGGUCUAAUACAUAUGAACAUGCUACUAUUAGAGUAUUCGAUACUGAUUCAUGGUUGCAAAUCAAGCCUGCGUUACCAUUUCACGAUUUAACAGUUACAAGAGUUAGAUUUUCAAAAGAUAAUAAGCAUUUGUUAUCCGUAAGUAGAGAUAGAAGAUGGGCUGUUUGGUCGAGAAAUGAAGACAACACAUUCACGUUGAAAUGCAAAAAUGAAAAACCGCACACCAGGAUCAUUUGGGAUUGUGAUUGGUGUCCAUUGAGCUUUGCUGACGCUUUUGUUACUGCUUCUAGAGAUAAGACUAUAAAAAUAUGGAAGAGCGAGGGCGCCGAUUACACUCUGUGGGGAUCUAUUAAAUUGAGUGAGCCUAUUACAGCUAUAUCAGUUUUGGAUCAAACAAUCAAUACCAAGAUAGUUAUUGUAGCUGGCUGUGAAAGUGGUGCCAUUUCUGUUUACACUUUUGAUUCUUCAUUUCAAAAAGUUUUAGAUUUCGAUAUUUCUUUGACACCAUCUGAAAGAAUAGGCAGGAUAAGAUGGAAGCCAUACAAUAAAGCAACAGAUAAGAGAUUAUUCUUGGCUGCAGCAAGUUCUGACCAUUCAUGUCGUAUUUACUCCUUAGAUGUAAACGCAUUUCGACUUUAG